CAGUGCUUGUUUCUUAGUAUGAAUGUUUGCACAGUAAUCUCCUGCUGAUCCUGUCUGAUGGGUGAGGUGUCGUUGCACAGGCAGAGUAGCUUAGGUAGCCAGAGAACACAGAGCUGAGAAGGACAGAAGAGAACAUCACCAACAAGAGAUAUACUCUUUUCCACCAGAUUAAGACAUUAACAAAAAUAAAAAGGAAGGAGGAACACAGGAAAUAAUGGAUUUUGAGAGAAGAGCAAAGCGAAUGCUCCAGAAUGUGGAAUGACCCAGUAGACACUCCGUACUGGUGAGAAUAGAUGGACCUGGGGUUCUAAUGUGGCUCUGGGACACACAGGAAGUCGCUCUUUUCUUCAGCAUCACAUUGUAUGUGUGCCACCUAGCUGGAGCCAUCUCCAUACGGUCUCCUCAGCAGAGUCUGACCAGGCCUGUCCAACAGGAUGUAUUGUUCUCUGUGGACAUCGCCUGUGUUGGGACUCCCACCAUACAGUGGACCUUUAUGUCUGGCAGGGUGAGCAGAGACAUUGGGGCGUGGCAACCUGGGGUGUUUACCAAUGUAUCAGAGGACUACAUGGACAGAGUCCACACAUACACUAAUGGAUCUAUGGGACUGUCGGACCUACGUAUUCAGGACACUGGCUUCUACGUGAUCACUGUGACUGAACUGUCCGGGAGCAGCAAAGAUGCAGGAUUUGUCUUGAAUGUGGAAGAGGUUCUGUAUGAGGACCUCCAGUACCUGGCAGUGUUUGCUGUAGUGCUGGCCUCCCUGGCUGGCUUUCUCAUGGUCUCCAUGUGGCUCAUGGACAAAGCCUACAGCCAGAUCAAUGCAUGGAGACAGAGGAGGCAGAUGCCAGAGAAUGAUGUAACUGAGCUGCAACCUCUCUGAUAUGAAGAUCUGAGAAAGCCAGAUGGGACUGCCCAACAACCAAUGUGAGCUAAAAUGAAAGACUCAUUUUAUAAAUCAAUGAAAGCAUCCACAGAGUGUAAAUGUCACCAAGUUACUGAUUCCAGGAACAGAUGAAGGAUUAUCAACCUACGUGCCUCAAGACGAGCUGCAUGUAUUAUUUUACUGUACAUGAAAACUGUAUACACAACUGAUAUUAGUCCACCAGAUUUUAUGUAAGGAAACACACUGACAAGUGGAAACAAAAUAUAUUUUUAUUUUCACAGCUGUUUUCAGUUUCUUUUACUGUAACAUUUAAAAUAUACAGUUGUAGUCGGAGGUUUACAUACACUUAGGUUGGAGUCAUUAAACCUUGUUUUUCAACCACUCCACAAAUUUCUUGUUAACAAACUAUAGUUUUGGCAAGUCGGCUAGGACAUCUACCUUGUGCAUGACACAAUUUUUCAAAAAAAUGUUUGCAGACAAAUUAUUUCACUGUAUCGCAAUUCCAGUGGGUCAGAAGUUUACAUACACUAAGUUGACUGUGCCUUUAAACAGCUUGGAAAAUUCAAGAAAAUUAUGUCAUGGCUUUAGAAGCUUCUGAUAAAUGAAGUAAAUUGGAGGUGUCCCUGUGGAUGUAUUUCAAGGUCUGCCUUCAAACUCAGUGCCUCUUUGCUUGACAUCAUGGGAAAAUCAAAUGAAAUCAGCCAAGUACUCAGAAAUAAAUUGUAGACCUCUACAAGUCUAGUAUAUAUUAUUAAUAAUAAUAAUACAUUGGCACAGGUAAGUCAAAUGUCCAAGCAAAUCAACAGACAUCAAUGCAUGAUUUCCACAAAAGUGGGUCAAGUUAGGAUUCAGCCCAUAGAACAAAAUCAGAGAUAGCGAGAGAGUGUGAUAGUGGCCGGACCUAAGGACAGGGAGUGAGGGCUGCCAUCAGAAGAUCCAUCUUGUAAACAAAGUUGCCUCCCUCCAUCUAGCUCCAGUGGACCUCUUUGUAGGGCCCUCGCAGGUGGUUCCACUUCCCGUCCUGGAUGACGUCAGACUUGGGCAGCUCCUUGUUCUGGCUACGUGGGAAACUGGACCAGGAGCUUACAGCCACUCUCUGGACCACUACGCACUGGAAAAGAUACAACACAUUCAUUUGGACAAAUAUUAGCAUUAUCUUAAGUUUCAGUCAUUCAGAUCAUCAUAUUAGUUUUCAGACUAAAUGAGCUGUUUAAGGUGCAUGACGGCCAAUAUGCCAGUGAUUGAUUGAAGGACGGUACCUGAGAUUGCGUAUUCCCUGUUGGAGGAGGCAAUGGUGAUGGCCCAGGCGCUUUCAAUGCUCUCCAAAGAGCCAAGGCCCAAAUGGUUACUGAAGCUCAGAACAUGCCAACUCAUCACUUUAGCCAGGUGCUGUACCGCAUGGACCUGCUGCUGAGACAUCUGCAGUACCAGCGGACAGGGAGGCACUGUUACUCACUAGUUCAGACAGGAAGCUACAAAAAGGCUACAUCAAUACUUUGAAAUAGAUUUGAAUACAAGUUUCCCUGGAGCAAUAGGCAGUGAAGAACUACAGCAGGUCUAGCAAAUGCAUCUAGUCAUGCAUUUUAGAACAUACAGCAAGCAUUUUAGGUGCCUUCUAGCUAUACUUGACUGUAAUACAGAGUACAUAAACAGAAGGUGAUGAUGUGAGAGCAGUCACUCCGUCCCCUGACCUGGGAGAGGAGGAAGUCCUGCAGCUCCGGUUCCUAGUGAGAGAGGGUGAUGACACGGCCGUCCCUGUGCACCACUCAGUUCUGCUCAACCCUUGUUCAGCUGCAGCUGGAUAGACCUGCACACACACACAGAAGGUCAUGGUACAUUCUUUCUCCAUGGUCAAAGUUUUAUUUAGACAAGACCUUUACCGAACAUUGACAAAGCGGAAUAAUUGCAGAAUUAAAUUGUUGGUGAUUCAUUAAGGUCAAACCUCUUCUUCUGUUGUUCGAACAUGGAACCUACCUUUUUCCUUUUAAUUAAUUCUCUACUCUCACCAAAUGUUCUAUUCUAGAGGAUAUGUCACCAAUUCCUGGCCAGUCCUCCUGGCUUUAACGGUACUCUGCCUCUGUUACUCUGGCUUAGCCAGUCCUCCUGGCUCCUGCUCCACUUACUUGCAGAUCUGCUCGUAACCCUGGGAGGUGAUGAGGACUUUGACACUGGACUCGUACACGUCGUUGAUGUUGGACCAGUGGGCCUGGAUCUGGGGGUCUUCUAUACGGCUGGCCAGGUCGUCGAUGGUCCGCGCCAUCCUGAAACAGACACGAGGGGUAGACUUUCAGUCAAUGUUGAGUUGCUGUCCUGUAAAACUCUAAUUCAGUAUCAAACGGUUUCAUUGUGCCAACAUUUUCCUGAUUUGUGAUUUUACAACAAAGAUAGGAGGUGCUUUGACUGAAACAACAAGCCUGACAGGAGAAAAUACUUUUGAAUUUAAAAAAAAAGAAAACAGUAUAACAGUA
Messenger RNA from Oncorhynchus masou masou (cherry salmon), 3351 nucleotides. Its product is annotated as V-set and transmembrane domain-containing protein 5. The record is from RefSeq and is a predicted model, not a curated record. NCBI's taxonomy places the organism in Eukaryota, Metazoa, Chordata, Actinopteri, Salmoniformes, Salmonidae. The transcript is spliced from 4 exons. The coding region runs from base 311 to 880 and encodes 189 amino acids.